AUGUCCAAAUCCGCCAUGGCACGCCGCCACAACCCUUUGGAAGAUGAUAUAACCGCUUCGGGCGGCCGUCUACGGACGAAGUCUGUCACUGGGAAGAGAAAAUCCAGGACCGAUGAGAAUACCCAAGGAGAUGGCUAUAUUGACGCUCAAUCUUCGAGGAAGAUUCUGGCCAUUGCACAAGAUCUGGCGGAUGAAGAAGCCCGAGAUCACGCCGCCGCUGGUGUGAAGGCUCUAUCUCCAUCAAAUGCCGCCUUUGCCUUUGACUCACGAUUCACCACCGAUGACGACGAAGAUCGAGAUGGACAAGCGCAGUAUGACGAUGAAGAAGACUGGAUGCCGGAAGAAGAAGACGAAAUAGCUGCCGAAGAAGACCUGGAUCCAGAAGACAUGGCUGUCUACAAGAAAUUUCUCAAGGAUGGCGAAGAGUUGCCGGAUUUUGCACCCUCCAUAGCGAACCUCACCACGGGGGAUCGACAGCCAAACAAUGUGUCCGAAAGAGAAGAGGAACCACAAGGCCCGCCUACGAAUCUUACAGAACUGAUCCUGCAGCGAAUCGCUGAAAAGGAAGCGCUAGAAGCAGCGCGCAAUGCGGGCACUCAACAACAGACAUUCAUCGGUUCAGGACCACCCGAUGAAGCGGUUGAAAUCCCCAUGAGAGUGGCUGAGACAUUCACAAAAGUCGGCCAACUUCUCUCUCGCUAUAAAUCUGGACCUCUUCCCAAGCCCUUCAAGGUGUUACCCACGCUGCCUCAGUGGCCAGAGUUACUAUCCAUAACCCGACCGGAAAAUUGGAGUCCACAUGCCGUCUACAGAGCCACCAAGAUCUUCAUCUCUGCCCCUGCGGCUACCGGGCAAUACUUUUGUGAGACCAUCCUCCUUGAACAUGUCCGGGAAGAUAUUCAAGAGAACAAGAAACUCAACGUGCACCUGUACAACGCACUAAAGGCUGCGUUUUAUCGACCCUCCGCCUUUUUCAAAGGCUUCCUCUUCACUCUUGUGCAGUCUUCCUGUACCCUCCGUGAGGCACAAAUCAUUUCCUCAGUGCUGGCCAAGAUCAAGAUCCCUGUCUUGCACUCUGCUGCAGCUCUACUUCGUCUAUGCGAGAUUUCAGCGGAACAAACGUCCAACGUCAACAGUGAAGCUGCCGGUGCAGCCAACAUCUUCAUUCGAGUUCUGCUAGCGAAGAAAUACGCCCUGCCUUACAAAGUCGUGGAUGCGCUGGUCUUCCACUUCCUUCGGUUUAGAGCAUCCAAAGAGGAUUCAGCAGAUGCCGGGUUAGCAAGUAAAGAGGCAAAGCUUCCUGUUUUGUGGCACCAGAGCCUCCUCAUCUUCGCACAAACUUACAGACACGAGAUCACCGAAGAUCAGCGUGAAGCACUACUGGAUCUUCUGCUUGUUCGCGGCCAUAAAGACAUUGGUCCAGAAGUGAGACGCGAGCUUCUUGCGGGCAGAAAUCGAGCUGCAGAAGGUGAGGAGGGUACAGCUAUGGCUGUUGACCAGGAUUCUCGAGAUGAUGGUGAUGAUACCAUGGAUAUUGCUUGA
This is a messenger RNA of Exophiala spinifera, 1542 nucleotides long. RefSeq lists its product as uncharacterized. The record is from RefSeq and is a predicted model, not a curated record. Gene Ontology annotation, cellular component: cytoplasm; preribosome, small subunit precursor; nucleolus. The transcript has a single exon. Gene Ontology annotation, molecular function: snoRNA binding. Gene Ontology annotation, biological process: rRNA processing. NCBI's taxonomy places the organism in Eukaryota, Fungi, Ascomycota, Eurotiomycetes, Chaetothyriales, Herpotrichiellaceae. The coding region runs from base 1 to 1542 and encodes 513 amino acids.